ACAGGACACAGGAAGAGUCUGAAUAUAACUUAAUACCAUGGCAGCAUGCUGGAGAAGAAUCCUGAUAAUAUUUGUGGUAGCUCAAGUACUAUUCGUGGUAAAUACCUUUGAAGAAGAGGAUAUACCUGAAGAAUGGAUUCUUCUUCAUGUUGUUCAAGGUCAGAUUGGAGCAGGAAACUACAGCUAUUUGAGACUAAAUCACGAGGGAAAGAUAAUACUAAAGAUGCGGAGUUUAAAAGGUGAUGCAGACUUGUACGUAUCUGAUAUGACACUUCACCCCAGCUUUGACGAGUAUGAGUUACAGUCUGUAACCUGCGGCCAAGAUGUUGUCCAUGUACCUGCACACUUCCGCCGCCCAGUGGGAAUAGGGAUUUACGGUCAUCCCUCUCACCUGGAGAGUGAAUUUGAAAUGAAAGUAUACUACGAUCAAACAGUUGUACAGUAUCCGUUUGGCGAAGCUUCUUACAACCCUGAGGAGAUAGAGGCAAACCAGAAACACUCAGAGUCUACAGAAGAUGAGUCUCAGGAUGAGGAAUCUGUGUUCUGGACUAUACUUAUUGGAAUCUUGAAAUUAAUACUUGAAAUUCUUUUUUAAAUUGAUACACACUGGACUAAAUCACACCAGCCUGUGAAAUUGAACAUGAAUGACUUGCUGUAAUAUUUAAUACUCUUUGUUAUGUUUCCUGAAGAGGUAUUCAGGUUACUUUUCCUAAACCAGAAAGGAAGUGGGGGGGAAAAAGCCAUAUUUAAUUUUAUAUUGUAAAUCCUCCCCAUAUGUAAAAUGAGCAGCAAGCACAGUAUUUGCAGUGUUCUUCAGAGAUCAGG
Pelecanus crispus (Dalmatian pelican) is the source of this 825-nucleotide messenger RNA. It is a transcript of the gene C3H6orf120, whose product is annotated as chromosome 3 C6orf120 homolog. The record is from RefSeq and is a predicted model, not a curated record. NCBI's taxonomy places the organism in Eukaryota, Metazoa, Chordata, Aves, Pelecaniformes, Pelecanidae.